Molecule: messenger RNA, 2041 nt
Organism: Chaetomium fimeti
Lineage: Eukaryota; Fungi; Ascomycota; Sordariomycetes; Sordariales; Chaetomiaceae
Product: amidase signature domain-containing protein
Exons: 10
Coding region: 261-1826 (521 amino acids)
Source: RefSeq, a predicted model, not a curated record
GCGACCAGCAAAAUUCCCAACUGCCCGUCUAUGACCCCACUACUCGGUCCCCAGCCUAGAACUUCAUGUCUGCCAACGCCGGCUGCUGGGAAUCUCUUGCCCUGGUUUAAGAUCCUGCACCGUCGUCCCGCCUCUGAUUCCGCUUCCGCCGAUACCGCUCACUGACUUGUGGCUUUUUGUGCAUGCGUCUUCGCACAAUUCAAAGAGCCUUGAUGUUGGCCUGAACCACGGCCAGUCUCCUCCUGCUCAAGUCGGCCGUCAUGGACAUUCUUUCCAAAGUCACCCCACGGCAGGGCAACAGCCCAGUCCCGUUCGACAUCCUCACAGCCACUGCCUCAGAGCUACGGGUGCUACUCGAUCAACAUAAAACAACCAGCGUUGAAAUUGUCAAAGCCUAUCUCGCCCAGAUUUCGAAACACAAUAAAAGCGGUGCACAUCUAAAUUGUGUGAAUAGCGUGGUACCGGAAAAGAUACUCCUGGAUGUCGCUUCUGAACUGGACCGCGAGAGGGCCAAGGGCCACCUCCGAAGCCCAAAUCAUGGCACUCCAUUCCUGGUAAAGGAUAGUAUCUGGACCGCCGCCUCGUUCUCCGUGACCACGACCGCUGGCACAUACGCUCUGAAAGAUGCGGUAGCGAGAGAGAAUGCCGAUGUCGUUCGGGCACUCGUCAAUGCGGGAAUGAUCAUGCUGGGAAAGACGAACUUAUCGGAAAUGGCUGGCAUGAAGGGUGUUGGCGGUUUCGCUGGUUGCUCAGUCGUCGGGGGCCAAACGCAAACCCCAUAUGUCAGGGGCGGUGUUGACCCCACAGAUACUUGGCUCGGCUUGAGUACUCCUGGCGGCUCGUCAUCCGGCUCUGCGGCUUCAGUGGCCGCCGGCAUGGCACCCGUUGCACUCGGAACAGAGACCGAUGGAUCCAUUCUCGUCCCAAGCGACCGGGCCAGCCUCUACUCACUCAAGCUGACUCUAGGAAAAGCUCCGACCCGCGGCGCCCUUGGCUACACACCCUUCACGGACACCCUUGGCCCGAUGACAAAGUCCCCCGAGGAUGUGGCGAUACUGCUGGACUUGCUUACGCCUAUCAAAGGCAAGUCUCACCGCGACUUCCUGACCAAGUCGUUGGCCGGUAUUCGAAUUGGCUUUCUCGACCCCGCUGUCUGGGCCCCAACUGCAGACGCCGUGCGGCCAGACGCAGACUUUACCGCACAGAUAAAUGAAGAAGUAGCGGCAGCGGUGGAUGCUAUUGAGAAGGCUGGCGCUCAGGUCAAGCGGAACGUCACCCUACGACGGUUCAGCAACGAAGAUGACAAGAUGUUCAGUGACCUUGCUUCGACUGACUACGCCAACGAGUUUGCGAAGUUUGCUGGAGGUCUGGACCACGGCUCCGCCAAAACCAUGGCAGAACUCGUUGCGUUCAACAAUGAGCAUGCAUCCAUCUGCCUUCCAUCCGGGACCGACCAACGGUUCCUCGAAGAUGCACUCAACAUUCAUCUCUCUGAUGAAAAGUACGAAGAGUAUUCUCAAACCUUGCGAAGAAACAACAAGGAGCUUGGGAUCGAUAAGGUUUUGCGGGAAUACGAAGUUGAUGUGAUCAUGAGCAUCCCGAUGGGCCGAACCGCGACCAUUGCCGCCAUCUCCGGGUACCCUGUGGGCACUGUCCCACUGGGGUACGCUCGUUUUAACGGAGCUGCAUACGGCAUGUCCAUCAUCGCACCUGCGAACGCCGAAUCACUCAUCCUUACCAUCAUGAGCGCGUGGGAGUCCAUAGUUCUUCCCAGCCGCCGCCCACCUCCACAGCUGGUGGAGCAGAAUGCGUCUGAGAAGCUAUAGGUUUGCGUGGUGGAUGCUAAUCCCAAGCACUCAACAAGCUUAGAGUAUCAAGCUCGGGACACACGCAACGCCACGGGAUGAAUCAUCAUGGAGGGCCUGAGCUUAUUUCAUACAUGAUAUUACAGACUUGCUACCCCAAUCGAUACCUAGCUAGCCGUAUAAAUGUCAAAAUCUAACAGAGGAAAUCAAUGACACAUAUGGAUGAUUCCAUUUCC